Messenger RNA from Pollicipes pollicipes, 2481 nucleotides. Its product is annotated as potassium voltage-gated channel protein Shab. Gene Ontology annotation, biological process: potassium ion transmembrane transport; protein homooligomerization; action potential. The record is from RefSeq and is a predicted model, not a curated record. Bases 38 to 2377 code for a protein of 779 amino acids. The transcript is spliced from 7 exons. Gene Ontology annotation, cellular component: voltage-gated potassium channel complex; membrane. Lineage: Eukaryota; Metazoa; Arthropoda; Thecostraca; Pollicipedomorpha; Pollicipedidae. Gene Ontology annotation, molecular function: protein binding; delayed rectifier potassium channel activity.
UGCGAGCCGAACCCACGGCGGUGGGCCAGGUCAGCCGAUGGUCGGCGCGCUCGAGCGCCUGAGACCCCCCUCGCCAUGCGGAGGAGAGCCCCCCAAGAAAGGCGCUGACUCGGCCUCCCAGAAGCCGGGCAUGAGCAAGUCGGCGGGCGGGGACGCGGCCGGCGGCGGGGACCGACCCGAUGGCUCGCUCCAGCGCAACGGCGCGCGCGAGCGGGCGGCCAGCGAGGCCGGCGAGGCGUUCCCCAGUUCGGUGGCCCUGCGCCAGCAGUCGCGCUCCAUGAGCUCGCUGCCGCCCGAGGCAUUCACCAUCAUGCGUAGCAAGGCGCUCAACACGCGCGUCAUCAUCAACGUGGGCGGCAUGCGGCAUGAGGUGCUCUGGUCGACACUGGAGCGGCUGCCUCACACCCGCCUCGGCCGGCUCAAGGAGUGCAACACGCAUGACGCCAUUAUGGAGAUCUGCGACGAGUACUCGCUGGUGGACAACGAGUACUUCUUCGACCGGCACCCGCGCUCCUUCAGCAGCAUCCUCAACUUCUACCGCACGGGCAAGCUGCACCUGGUGGAGGAGAUGUGCGUGAUGGCUUUCGGUGAGGACCUCGAGUACUGGGGCAUCGACGAGCUGUACCUCGAGUCGUGCUGCCAGCACAAGUACCACCAGCGGCGCGAGCACGUACACGAGGAGAUGCGCAAGGAGGCGGACUCGCUCAAGACGAGCGACGAGGAGGAGUUCGGGUCGGGCCGCUGCGCGCAGUACCAGAAGUUCCUCUGGGACCUGAUGGAGAAGCCGACCACAUCGCUGGGUGCCCGGAUACUGGCCAUUAUAUCCAUACUUUUCAUCGUUCUCUCAACCACAGCGCUAGUGUUGAACACUUUGCCGACGCUGCAAAACAAGGAGGGUGGCGAUAAUCAGUACCUCGCACAGGUGGAGAUCGUGUGCAUUACGUGGUUCACGCUUGAGUAUCUAUUGCGCUUUGCCGCCUCUCCGAACAAGUGGCAGUUCUUCAAGGGUGCCAUGAACAUCAUAGACUUGUUGGCUAUCAUGCCGUUCUACGUGUCUCUCUUUCUCCUCGAGUCUAACAAGAAAGAGUCGCAGUUUGAAGACGUUCGCCGGGUCGUACAAAUUUUCCGCAUCAUGAGGAUACUGCGAAUCCUCAAGCUAGCGCGCCAUUCCACCGGCCUACAGAGCCUGGGCUUCACCCUGCGCAACUCCUACAAGGAGCUCGGACUCCUGCUCAUGUUCCUGGCCAUCACCGUUUUGAUAUUCUCGAGCCUGUGCUACUUCGCGGAGAAGGAGGCAAAGAACACUGCGUACACGAGCAUUCCGGAGACAUUCUGGUGGGCCAUCAUCACGAUGACCACGGUCGGGUACGGCGACAUGCACCCGCACACCGCGCUGGGCAAGAUGAUCGGCGCCGUGUGCGCCAUCUGCGGCGUGCUGGUCAUUGCACUGCCCAUCCCCAUCAUCGUCAACAACUUCGCCGAGUUCUACAAGAACCAAAUGCGCCGCGAGAAGGCAAUGAAGCGUCGCGAGGCCCUCGAACGCGCCAAGCGCGAGGGCAGCAUCGUCAGCUUUCAUGACGUCAACCUGCGCGACGCCUUCGCCAAGUCCAUGGACAUCAUCGACGUCAUCGUGGACACAGGGCAUAACAUGAGCAUCGGUGAGGGUAGCGUCACCAACAGCACCAAGGGCGACACGGGCACUGGCUGCUUCCGAAACCACGAGCACGUCAUCAACAAGCUCACAGCCAGGAAGAACAGCCAAGGGCUGGUGGCGCCCGGCUCACCCAAUCCCGGCGAGCGCGAACCGGCCGACUCGGGCGCCGAGGGCGUGGCCAACACGCUCAACUCGCCGCGGCCCGCGGCUUCACCCCGAAAUUGGACGCGGUUAGCCAAGGACAGGCCGAAAAAGGAGCGGCGCGCGACCAAACGCGUUUCUGUAGAAUGUUGCUUUUGCACCUGCGGGAAGGACUUUCUGGAGCCGGCCGGGCCGCGCCGCCAGAGCUCCGAGCCGAGCCGCUCCGCCGCCGCACCCAUCGAGCUCCAGGCGCUCUCGCAGACCAACCUGGACCUGCUCAGUCUGGAGAGCAGUGACACCUUCACCAGCUGCCCCACGCACCCGUUCCCCUCCGAGGGCGACCUCACUGCCGACAGCAACCUCUACGUCAACCCGCUGGACGGCGACGGGCCGGUGGCGCACCGCGAGAGCCCGCGUUGUUCGCCGCGGCGCCGGCCGCGCAUAGCCAGCGCCGGCGACCCGCCGCCGCCAGAGGGUGCCGCCAGUCAGCAGGGCUCGCCGAUGCUCAAGCACCGUCGGGCCCGCUUCCAGGAGGUAGGUGUGCCAGCGAGCGCGGGUGGGGCGGACCGGAUGGGGCGUUAGACGGCGCCGACGGUACCUGGAGCGUCAGGCUUUGGCUGGAUGAUGUCUGGAGUAUUCGCCUUGAUGAUGAAUGUCACUUGGUCUGGAUAUAACAUGGGGAUGUG